GGAGUGGUCUGCAGGCCUUCUGUUUUCUCUCGGUCUACCUGCUGCGUCACCGACGUAGAAACUCUGUGAGAUAUCUAAAUGACGCGUAAGUUGACAAUUCAACGCGUCAAGAGAGUUCUAACCUGGUUUACCAACUUCUUGAGCUUCUAGAUAACGUUCUAGGCAUUCCCACAUUCCUACGUUUGGCUUACGAUUUUCAUCUUUUGAGGUAGCUGCCAUACAGACGAAGGGUAUAUCCUCCAAUUUAUCACCAAUAAAUUCUAGCUUUCUCUGCCAUUCUUCUAAUUUCGCCGGACGACUUUCGUAAUUCUGAUUUGAGAUGAUGAUAACCGCGUAUCCGUCGUCAAUUAAGCUAGACAGACGCUCUUUUAGAUUCUUAUGAAGAAACUUCCAAUCUGAAGCAUGUUUUGGGAACGUACUGCCACUUUUUGGUUUUAUAAGGGUGCCAUCUAAGUCGAAUGCUGCUAUCUUCCGAUGAGGUACGAAUUGACCGUAAACGCCAAAAAUGAUAGUUCGUGGUUGAUUGAAUGGUUUAUUAUGUUUCCAGAUAAUUUUUGAUGCUUUUUUACUGAAGUUUAGCGUACUUUGUCGAGUUGUCAUUGACGGUCAAGUUAAUGAGUGAUGCCUGAUCAAUGGUUGUUUGACAAUAAAGAAAUUAACGAAACACCGAGUUUUAAGGAUGGCAUAGAUACAGAUGAAGAGCAGAAGUAUAGAGUCAAUGGCGUCAAUUGGUUACUGCGAAUUGGUGUAACAGCUAGAGUGCGGAAUGACAGCUUAUACAACGCUUGCACAUACUUUCAUAGAUUCUACAUGCGUAACUCUUUCGCUGAUUUCGAACCUGAAGAAAUAGCUCUCACUUGCCUCUUUCUUGCUUGCAAAUCGCAAGAUUCUAUGAAGCAUGUCACUCACCUUGCCGCCCUGGCUGUAUACAAACGUCGGACAGAUAUAGCUAAAGCUGAGGGUAAAAAACCCUCAACCGGAGAGCCAAUGCAGAUUAAAGAUGAGCCUGAAGUACUUAAACUCCAAGACUCAAUGCUGAGUGCUGAGAUACAUCUUUUGCGUACUCUAGCGUUCGAUUUAGCUAUUCAUCAGCCAUUCCCACUUAUUCUUGAUGCAGCCCGGAUGCUCAAAUUAGAGAAAUUUGAUUUGGUAAUGAUGCAAGCUGUCUUAAACGACAGUAUGAGAACUACAAUUUGUUUAUCAUACCCUCCAAAUAUCAUAGCAAUGGCCUGCUUUAUUUUGCCAAGUGCCGUUUCACGGGAAAUGUACCUCAGUGAAACUUACAGGAAAGUUGAUUGGAAGGAUACCCACUCUUGGAUGUCAGCGUUUGGUUUUGAUGGUAAAAACAGUCAAGAAAGACUAAUGAAGCAGCAGCAGCAAACAAUCAAAAGAAGUCGGACAGGCAGCAGUUCUCCUAAUAGUAGUAAUAAAAAGUUGAAGGCUGAAAAUGGCUUCAGCAGUGGUGCCUCACCAGCUGAUAAGGGUAUCGAUGAGAGGCUCAAAGCUACCGAUCCAGAUAGCGAAAUACAAGAGAGUCUAAAUGGAAAACAUACACUCAAUGAACAACAAUUAGAUGUACACAUAGACGGAAAUAAUGAAAUAACCAGCAAAGAGGUAGAAAAAGUCGAAGAAUUUGCUCCUGUUAGGGAUCCCAAAAUUGAAAAUAUUCUCGUAGAUGUACGUGAUGCUAUGUUUAGGAUAACGCAGCUAUUCAAAUAUUUCCCAAAUGACGCACGCGAAUAUCAAAACGUUAAUAAAGCCAGAAUAGACGCACUACUUGCGUCAUUCCCUGAGCGACCUCAGGGUCAACAGAAAAAUGCAAUUUAGAUGACUAUGUCACAUAGAUAUAUUAUUAUUUUUUUGAAUGUUAUUGUCCAUGUAUAAA
Messenger RNA from Wallemia mellicola CBS 633.66, 1885 nucleotides. Its product is annotated as cyclin-like protein. Gene Ontology annotation, cellular component: nucleus. Gene Ontology annotation, biological process: regulation of transcription by RNA polymerase II. The record is from RefSeq and is a predicted model, not a curated record. Bases 622 to 1827 code for a protein of 401 amino acids. Gene Ontology annotation, molecular function: cyclin-dependent protein serine/threonine kinase regulator activity. The transcript has 4 exons. Lineage: Eukaryota; Fungi; Basidiomycota; Wallemiomycetes; Wallemiales; Wallemiaceae.